AUGGAAGCUACGAAAUCGCCCAAGUCUAUUAUCGGAUAUCCUGCCGGCCUGCUACCAAUCGGUGGCGACGUUACUGUCGAGAUCGUCGAUCCUCCGUGUCCUCUGCAGCCAAUCACAGACGCACAGUACGUUGAUAGCAAGACCAUGUCCCGAGGACCAGGCAUGCAUACAAAAUACCUACCCUAUAUUUACUCUGCCGUCAAUGGCAAACUGGUUACGGGUGGUUCUUACGCUUUCGACACUUUCGGAAACGCAAGAGACUAUGCGCGCUGGGCGACAGAAGACUUCGAGGUCGGCGAGGAGGGGAAGAAGAUCAAGAUCUGGGACCAACCGAUGUUCGAAAGCCAUAGGAGCUGGGUGUGGCAGGUUUUGGGGCGCAUACUUUCACAGAGCAGGAAACCCAUGCGUGCAUGA
This is a messenger RNA of Didymosphaeria variabile, 414 nucleotides long. RefSeq lists its product as uncharacterized. The coding region runs from base 1 to 414 and encodes 137 amino acids. NCBI's taxonomy places the organism in Eukaryota, Fungi, Ascomycota, Dothideomycetes, Pleosporales, Didymosphaeriaceae. The record is from RefSeq and is a predicted model, not a curated record. The transcript has a single exon.